AGAGAGAGAGAGAGAGAGAGAGAGAGAUUCUCAUCAGUAUUAGACAAUAAUACAUCAAAUAGGAAAUAUCAAUCUUCAUAAAAGCUAAUAAUGACAGCGACCUUAACUGAUGUGCACUAUUAAAAAAAAAAAAAAAGAAAUGCAAAUUGUCGUACGUAGUGAGUCAUCCAUCGCUACACCAUUAAUAGUUCACAACGUGGCCUUCCCACUUACUGCACCAGUCAAAAAUAACGGGACUAUGAAGGUGACCAGAUUCUCCACACCCCGCCCUUCCCCACGCCAGCUGGAGCCGCCACCACCACCAACCAUGACACACAAGGAAACCACCGUGCUCUGUACUUCCAGCUUUCCGUGAUAUAUACGGUGGCACCAUAUGGAAGGUCUUAUUACAAGGCGGCCUCUCGCUGCUCGUGAAAAUGACGCCUCGGUUCAAACAAAAGAGUAACGCUGCACUUUCUUCAGGCCAGGUGGGACAAAAGGACAGGAGGACAGGAGGACACACCGAGGCUAACAUGUGCUUGGCUGCCGCAGCUCUCACUGCCCUCCUUAUUGUUACCGAUUUCGCAAGAGCGGGGGCAGGAUUACAGCUGUACGAUGGGGACGGGUGUCUGAACCGCUGCAUCGUCACCUCCCACUACAGUCCAGUCUGCGGCACGGACUACAUCACCUACAUCAACCCUUCUUCGCUGCGCUGCUGGAAGAAAUGUCACUACCCGGAGCUGGCCGUGGCUCACUUCUCCACCUGCAUUGAUUGGAUAACUGGGCAGGACCAGACGUAGAAUGCCGCGGCUCCUGCCAAUCUUCCCUCGAGUCACCCUGGAGCAACGCUGCUUUAGGAAGGCAGCUCGGCUCAUCACCAUGACUUGAACGGCGUGUUCUGUGUUUGCUUAGGUCAACUUUAGUUACUUGAUGGCAGCUUGCAUCAGAAUAUUUUUUUGCAUAACUUCUUUGUUUCCAUCUAGUCUCUGAAGGUCCAUACUUUGCCUCCUUGGCGGUAAUCCCACGUGGGGCAAGUUGUUCUGCUCACCAUCAUCUGGUGUGUGGUGACGACCGCUGCGUGCCAUCGCCAACAUGUGGAUAUGAUAUUAAACAUUUGCUACAGGGAAAAAUAUAGGCAGAUCUAUAAUAGAUGGUAUGAUAACAGAGGUAUGAGGACAGUUUAAGGUGAAGGAAAUGAAAUCUCGUCGAAAUAAUUUUUUUUUUUACAUAUAGUGUAUUUUUCAUAGCUUUGCCUGCUCAGAGUGUACAUAUCUGGCAGUGUAAUCGCUCAACCAUUCCUCAUGUUUAGAUACAAUCAGUGUUCCACCUGUGCAAAGAUGUUAAAAAAUGGGGCUUUUUAAUGAUUUAUGUACUUACUAUUUCUUAAGGAAGUCACUUGUCAUGCAUCAGCAGCAGGUUGUCUGACUGAUUAUAAGGUGCGUGGGCAUAUGGCUUUCCUUCAGUGAGGGACUAGCUGAUGGCUCACAUGUAAUACAUCAGCUAGGUCUCAUGGGGAAGAGAGAGAGAUUUUAAAUGCUUUGCAGCGUUAAUAAUUAUUCGAAAUUCGAAAUCUUUGUAAGUUUGGAUAUAUAAAUACAGAAAAUUUGUUUGCAGCAUC
Messenger RNA from Scylla paramamosain (green mud crab), 1597 nucleotides. It is a transcript of the gene Kaz1-ORFB, whose product is annotated as protease inhibitor 2-like. The transcript is spliced from 3 exons. The record is from RefSeq and is a predicted model, not a curated record. Bases 417 to 779 code for a protein of 120 amino acids. Lineage: Eukaryota; Metazoa; Arthropoda; Malacostraca; Decapoda; Portunidae. Gene Ontology annotation, molecular function: protein binding; serine-type endopeptidase inhibitor activity.